Messenger RNA from Mycena indigotica, 1392 nucleotides. RefSeq names its product 2-(3-amino-3-carboxypropyl)histidine synthase subunit 2. The record is from RefSeq and is a predicted model, not a curated record. Gene Ontology annotation, biological process: protein histidyl modification to diphthamide. The coding region runs from base 1 to 1392 and encodes 463 amino acids. Gene Ontology annotation, molecular function: 2-(3-amino-3-carboxypropyl)histidine synthase activity. Lineage: Eukaryota; Fungi; Basidiomycota; Agaricomycetes; Agaricales; Mycenaceae. The transcript is spliced from 6 exons.
AUGGCCGAGGGCACAUUCUCUGCCUCUGGUGCCGAUGUCAUCUCUCGUCAAAUCGAAAUAGAGGGUACACCCUCAAAUCGCUCCCGAGCGGAGCUGGAAGAUUUCUUCGAUAUCAAGCGGACGAUAGCGAGUAUUCUUGCAGGAGAUUACAAACGAAUUGCUCUCCAAUUUCCGGAUGAACUUCUUCAUGAGUCGGUGCCUAUUUAUCGUCAGUUGAAAGCUGGCCUUGGGGCCAGCAGAGAACUCUAUGUGCUGGCGGAUACUUCCUACGGCAGCUGCUGUGUAGACGAGGUCGCUGCGCAACAUGUUGAGGCAGACGCAGUUGUUCACUAUGGUUAUGCGUGCAUGAGUUUGACUUCCCGUUUACCAGUCAUCUAUCAAGUUGCGACUAUUUUCCAAGGCACAAGUGCGAUUUUGAAGUAUGAUGUUGGCUAUUCCCAUCAGGCUGAAAAUAUUGCUACAGCUUUACGAAAAACCCUAAAGAUCUCCGUCUAUUCCCAACAACUCGAUCUUGUUUCUCCGCCUUCGCAAACACUACGUGAAGAUGAUUCUGACAGAGAUGAAGUGUCUAGUAUCAUCUAUAUCGGAGGAGAGAGUCUGGGCUUAACGAAUUUGCUCAUGACGCACUCACAAUCUCUAGUUUACUCCUACGAUCCUACCUCGCGAAUGGCUCGCAUAGAAUCCUCCCGUACCAACCGCCUACUUAUGCGCCGUUAUGUCGCUGUCCAAAAAGCACGCGAUGCUGACGUGUUUGCGAUUCUCGUUGGCACUCUUGGCGUCGCCUCAUACCUUCCACUCAUCAAACAUCUCCGCGCUAUUCUUUCCCGUGCACACAAAAAAAGCUACACCAUUAGUGUCGGCAAGCUCAACCCAGCUAAACUCGCCAACUUUAUGGAAGUCGAAUGCUUCGUACUCGUUGCCUGCCCCGAGAACAGCAUCGUUGAAGCCAAGGAGUUUUUGCGUCCGAUAAUCACACCGUUCGAGCUGGAAAUCGCUCUUCAAUCCGAACAAAGCUGGACAGGGAAAUAUGUGCUGGACUUCGGGAAACUGUUGGCCGAGAGCAGCAGUUCAGCAGAGAGUCCGGCAGAUCCUGCCGACCCCGACCAGCCUGUUUUCUCUGUCGUAACAGGAAAAUACAGACACAUGAAACGAUUCGGUGAUGACACAAGGAAACCCGCAGAGGGUGACCUCGAAGCGCCAUCUUCCUCGUCGUCCUCCCUGGUUGUGCGGAAUCAAGACACGACUUUGGCCCUCGCAGACAGUGCGGGAGCACAAUUCUUUCAAGAGCGAACUUUCCGCGGACUUGAGGCACGUAUUGGGCAAGAUGCCCCAAGUAUUCUAGAGCAGGGACGAAGUGGGAUUGCGAGGGGUUACGCGGAUGAUCACAACUAG